Owenia fusiformis is the source of this 2139-nucleotide messenger RNA. The record is from the annotation of a GenBank genome assembly. Lineage: Eukaryota; Metazoa; Annelida; Polychaeta; Sabellida; Oweniidae.
UCUUGAUAUAGCAUAACAUAACAUGUGGAAGUGGAAGACAACUUGAUUUUUUCAAUGAAAAUGAAGAUGUUGAGAAGUGUCGUGUUUGGAAUUUUAAAUAUUUGCUUCACAGAGGCAGUGCUUACAAAUGGACAAUACGCUGCAUACAGUCAGUGUGAUGAGAUAAGUGAGAGAGCAGCAAAGUUUACACCAACUAAAACAAUGGUCACCAGGAGUAAGUUGCACUGCAGUUUAAUGUGUGAAGAAACACCAUUUUGCUUGGCAUAUAAUGUUGGCUCUGUAAUGAACCAAGCUGGUGUCUCAUGCGAAUUACUUGAUGCAAAGAUAUCCUCAUGUGGUGAUUUAGAAUAUCGUUUGAAUUUCAACUAUUAUGAGCAUACGAUGAGGCAGCCACAAACUACAACAACUACACUGGCUACAUCAACAAUUCUAACAACAGAGGCUGCAACAAUGACUACACCAACAACAGCAACUACAACAAUGACUACACCAACCACUGUAAAUCCAUGUCCAUCUCUCCCAUUUGAUGUGGUAACGGGUGGAGUACUAGAUGGAUCAAGUGUAUAUCUAACAGCAGAUAAUCACAACUACUACAGAUUCAAUGUAAACUCGGAUGGGACAGUAACCUAUGUCAGCAAUGGAGGUAACACAUGGGGUAUAUACAAUGGGCCCAUUGAUGACUACAGCCUUAGGGAAAUUGGAGAAUAUGACAAUAAUGGAGACAGUGAUGAUUUACAUAUAUUUCUCGAAGGCUCAAAAACAGUUCACUGUAUGGACAGAUUCUGGAACACUGACAGUGGGAGCGUUUGCAAUGCAUUUCCCCAAACCGCUGACUGGCUUUAUGGGGCAGGUACUCCAAAUAAUGUAGAUGCUGUCUUAGAAUACAGUGGAACACAGACGUACAUGUUUAAGGAUGAAACGGUGUACAUCUCUGAGCGUCUAAACUGGAAUAUCAUAGAGGGAAGUAUCACUGAUCAGUUCAAUCUUCGUGACCCUCGGUCAGAUAAUAUCUGGAUUAACAUACCACCGCAUAUUACAGGAAUCAGCAAUACUCAAUACACUGAUAUGUAUCUGCUUUUUGUAGGGAAUGAGUAUUGCACAUACAAUACACAGACCAAGGCAAUCGUACAUGGACCAGCAUGUUUAGUGAUAUAGCUAUAAACUGACAUAUUCAGAAACAAUACCUGUACAAAGAUUAUUUACACAACUUGCAUGUCACUCUUGGUAUCUUGUUCUAAAUUUCAUAGCAAUCGAGCACAGUAAAAACUAUGGGACAUAUAUGUAUAGAAUAUAAACAAUAUUUGGCCAACUGUAUUUGACUUAUUAUCAGGAAGGACAUACAUACAGACAUACGUACAGACAAAUGAAAGGGGGCCAUUCUCUAUACCCCCCUAACUUCAUUUGACAGAAGACCAAUUGGUUCAAAGCUAAUUACCGGAUGAAACUAAAAGGCUAUGAAACAAAUAGAAAAUAGAUUAAGUGAUACAAGUCCCAAUUAAUCAAUUACCUUUAUGACUCUAUUAAAAAUUCAAUGAGCCUAAUUAAGCUUUGUUUACUUCUGGUGUCAAAAUUGGCAAUUACUUGAAAACUGCAAGGACUCAGGAAAUGGUGAUGAUGGGUUAAAAGAGAAGAACAAGGUACAUGAUGUGAACAAAAUCACUUCAUCCAAUAAGCACAAAGAAGAAAACAGAACAGUUUUCCUGGAAUGACAUAUAAUAAUGUAAUGUAUAAUUUAUGCUUACUGGUAUUUGUCAUUGCGUAUAAAGUCCUGCUUGAUGUGAUUGGCUUCCAGGAAAUCCACUGAGGUCACCACUCCUAUAACUCCUUCACCGAGACUAUCAGAAGCCUAGGAAUAAAUAGAUUAAUCCUAAACUAAACAAACUAACAAAGUUAGCAAAUGGAACUUUUCAAAAGUGUCAAGAGCUGAUAAAUACACGAGGGUAUAAUACAUAGGGAGGUUUUAGAUAUGUGGUAUAUCCUGAUGGAAAUACAGAUACUUCACGAGGGUCCAGUGAAAGGGUUUACAUUAAUAACAUUUUUGAACAUUUAAGAACAUUUUUGUACAUAUUUACAAUGUAAGACAAAUGAUAAGGUAUGACACAAGUUCAUCAAUAUCUCAAAAAUAUGUUAUGUGAAUAU